GGAACCAGGAAGUGACUGCCGGAAUUGGAGUAUCCGCUGUAUUUUGCAACGUCUGGGUGAUCUUAUUGAGUAUCUUUAAACCCAGGAUUCCUCAUUAUGAUUCUUGGUUACAAUCCAGUGUGGCAAGCACUGCUAGGAACCUUAUUGACGUGGGGAUUAACAGCUGCUGGCUCAGCACUUGUAUUUAUCUUUUCCAGUGGGCAGAGACAAAUCCUGGAUGGGAGUCUAGGCUUUGCUGCAGGGGUUAUGUUGGCUGCUUCUUACUGGUCCCUUCUUGAACCUGCAAUUGAGCUAGCUGAGGACUCUGGGAAGUUUGGAGCCUUGGCCUUCCUCCCUGUAGCUGUUGGCUUCACUCUGGGAGCAGCAUUUGUAUACUUCACUGACCUCCUGAUUCCAUGGCUGGAUAUCAGUAUGUCUCCUCAAACAUCAUUGGCUUUAAAUUAUGAUUCAAGAGUGAUUAAGGAGAAAUAUGAACAACAGGUCCCGGAUCAUCAGGAGUAUGAAAAUGAACUGUCCAUCCGGAUAGGUAGAACAGCUUUACACUCAGACAAAGGUGAAAAUGGGGAACCAUAUCAAAGGAGGAAAGGUGUUGGACAUAGUCAGCCAGAUCUUCCUGCAGUGUCCCACACUCUCAAAGACAACGCUCCUGUUCCAGCAAGCAGCAGUUGGAGGAGGAUCAUGUUGCUGAUUUUCGCAAUAACAAUACACAACAUUCCUGAGGGUUUGGCGGUUGGUGUUGGAUUUGGUGCUGUUGGGAAGUCACCUUCUGCAACUUUUGAAAGUGCAAGGAAUUUAGCCAUUGGGAUUGGCAUUCAGAAUUUUCCAGAAGGGCUGGCUGUCAGCCUUCCCUUGCAUGGGGCCGGAUUUUCAACAUGGAGAGCCUUCUGGUAUGGGCAGUUGAGUGGCAUGGUGGAGCCCCUAGCUGGGAUCUUUGGUGCUUUUGCCAUAGUGCUAGCAGAGCCUCUCCUCCCAUAUGCUUUGGCUUUUGCUGCUGGAGCAAUGGUAUAUGUAGUGAUGGAUGACAUCAUCCCAGAAGCACAGAUCAGCUCCCUAAAUGGCCAUCUUGACUUCAAAAAAAUCCACCUAAUCUCCACAUUGAGAUCUGAGGAUAUCUGAUAAUUUUCUGAACUGACAGUUUAGACAUGAAUGCUACAUGUCAGUGGCAAUGGAAAGCUGGCUUCCUGGACAGCCAUUUUAGGAUUUGUGGUUAUGAUGUCCCUGGAUGUAGGACUUGGAUAAUAAGAAAAAAUGCCUUUUCUCAAACUGACCUUCAAAAUGCAUCAAAACAGGAGAUAUUGCACAGUAGAAAUUGCAACUGGACUAUUGUAUUUUACAUUAUUGUGCGGAACUGAGCUGGUAUUGAUUUAAUUAUAUUGAUUUUUCAAAAUUGUCAUAAUAUAUAUGGGGUUGAUCUUGGGAAGCAGGUUUUUUGUGCAUUUGUCCUUUUGCCCCUAAUUAGUUCUCUUUCUUCAAGGCUGUUAAUUAUGAAGUAUAAUCAUGAGUUUUCAAGAGUUUUUUUAAAAAAUUCUUCUCAUUGUUGAGGCAGGUUUCUAUAAAUGUAACUGUCCAGUGUGGUCUAUAAUUGAUGGUCUUUGCUGUAUGUAUUGUGUUGUACGGAACAGAGUGGGGCAGCCUCAGAGACCUUCAAGGCUUAUAGUCUUCUAUUGACACACAGCGACCAACAACACAGGUGUGUUGAGUUUUUUCUUCAGGGAUUUGGAAAUAUUUACUUUUAUAAGUUGCUGAAAUAAAUAGUAUCUUUUUUUAAAUAAUCAAGAGCAUAGAUAGGAUUUUAGGAGAUUUAGUUGGGCAGCAAGGCUGAAUUGCUAAUGUGCCCUUUACAUAUCCUCUACUAAACAUUUCUCAGCAGUAAAUCUCUGCAGGUGGAUCAGAGUCUCUUGGCAAUGUAUAAUUUGUUCUGCAUUGUCAUUGCAAGUAAUAAAAGGCAAUAGCAUUUUGUUUCAUUGUUUAAACUAAUAAUAAUAAUAAUAAUAAUAAUAAUAAUAAUAAUAAUAAUAUAACUGUUCUAAACAUUUUUCCACCUUUGGGUAUAAAUGUGAAACGGUCUUGUGUUAAAAAAAAUGUAUUGAGGAAUUGCACUGUCUUUCUGAUGGAUAUAAAGAUGGCAUGACUCAACAAAGGUUAAUAUAAACAAAUCAUUUUUCUAACAAUCUGACAAAUCGUAAGUGUGUGCCAAGGCCCUUGUAUAAGAAAAUAAUAUCCAUGAGGCCAUACAGUCCGAAUACAUCUGAAGGACUAAACAAUUUUACAGAUACAGCAAGAGAACUUAGUAUACGUAUGGAAUGUACUUUUGACUCAGGAUUGUUUGCUUUACAUCUCCAGUAUUCUUCCAAACGAAACCUUGAGAAUUGUGCUUGAAAUCUGUCUCCCCAGAUGUUACAGUGGAGUUUGUGCAAAUGGAUAAUAGUGCCAAUAGUAGCCCCAUUCCUAGCCUAUACCGUAGUGGUAAUUAGUUAGGCUCUUCUGAUAAUUUUUAGUGUUCCAGGAGAGAUGGAAUAUAAGAUGAUCGCAUCCAGAUCUAAGUGAAUACUGUAGAGUAAAACUUUCUAAGAGCUGUGCAACUUCCCUUAACUGGCAUGAACGAUUCAUGAACAAAAUUAAAUUAUAUAGAAUUGUUUCUUCAUCUUCAGGAAGGGGUUUGUUACUGCGCACAAAGCCCAAUACAGAAUGAUGUUUGUCAUUGAUUUUUUUAAAAAAAAAUCUGAAUAAAAAGGGAUCAAUAACGUGUGUGGCUGUAAUGGGCCAAUUCUUUAUUCUUCUGUUCCCGUCCCACUUACUUUUUCCUGACUUACCAGACUCUUCAGCAACCUUUUAAUAUAUACUACUAUUCAGACUCCAAUGAAUUCGAGUUUAUCAGACCUUUGAUGUCUCUGCAUAUGCUGCAUUUGGUAGGUGAUAUUUCUAUUAUAAAAAUAUAAGCCAGUGUCCAUUUUAACAACGUAGUCAAGCUGAUUCUACCCAUUGUUAUUGUUUACUGGCAUUUGUCAUAUAACUGCUUAAAAUAUCACCCAGUCUGCUUUCUGAUUUAUAAAGGAUACACUGAAGAAUGAGCCAUUCUUAUUAGAAAGUCUGCAUUUCUGGCACCAGAAAACAUCUGGCCCUUCGUUCCCUUACAGACCCAUGACUGAUAUUACUAUAUUCCUUGUUCUACCUCGAGAUGCAAACUGAAAGCCAGUGGGGGGGGGAAUUUCUAUCAGUUGCACCCUUUGAAAUGUCUGCGACAUCUGGUGUUCUCAAUUUGUUCUUUCAUAACAAGUUAAAAGCAAUUUACCAUCAGGAGCCUUAGUCUUAGGGAAGGUUAAAGCUCUAGGGAUCUAGAAAUCUGGGCUAUUUGUCCUGUCAUGGUUGUUUUCCUGAACUUCAUUAAUACAGAAGGAUUUCUGGGACCAUGUGUUUUGAUUUCUCUUGAUAAGUUAUAGAGAAAUGUCUAGGGGUUUCUAAAAUAAAGUGACUCCUGGAGGUCAUCGAGUGAUACAGUGAUAUCUGGAAGAUGGUGGAAGAGCUCUGGCUGAUUUCCCCCCUCCCCCAAUUUCUUCUUGGGAUUUUGACAGAAUUAUAAGUAGAAGUGAGAAAGGAAGUUUUAGGGAACCACUUUGCUUCUAUUCACACCGUUAAAAUUUGACCAUUUUGCUGUGGAAUUUUGAGGUUAUGAUCUGGAGGUACUAAUUGCCUGGCUAUGUUACAGAGUAACAAUUAAUGAAAUGUUCUUCAUAGACUUCCAGCUGAUCUCAGUUAAUAAUGUGUUUGAAUAGGGUGACAUGUUCUCCCGCCCUUAAAACCAGAGAUAAAAUUAUGAGAAAUCCCUGAGGUUGGUAGCUUGCUUGCUUGCUACUACCUUGUACUUUACUACUAAAAGGUCUGGAUGUGCCUGAGAAACCAGGUACAACUUCACAGAGAUUUCAUUCAUUUCAUUUAUUAGAUUUUUAUACCGCCCUUCUCCCGAAGGACACAGGGCGGUUCACAGCCAAAUAAAACAGUAAAAAGUGCACAAUAAAACAAUAGUUAAAAAACUUAUUAAAUAUAAGGCCAAAUUAAAAUCCAUUUAAAACCAUAAAACCCCAUAAAAUUUAAAUCCAAAUAUUAAAAACUACUAAAAAUUUCUAUGCCAGUCCUGCGCGAAUAAAUAGGUAUGUCUUCAACUCAUGGCGGAAGGUCCGAAGGUCAGGCAGUUGACGGAGUCCUGGGGGAAGUUCAUUCCAGAGGGUCGGAGCCCCCACAGAGAAGGCCCUUCCCCUGGGGGCCGCCAGCCGACAUUGCUUGGCAGACGGCACCCUCAGGAGUCCCUCUCUGUGAGAGCGCACGGGUCGGUGGGAGGCAAUCGGUAGCAGUAGGCGGUCCCGUAAGUAACCUGACCCUAAGCCAUGGAGCGUUUUAAAGGUAGUAACCAACACCUUGAAGUGCACCCGAAAGACCACAGGUAGCCAGUGCAGCCUGCGCAGGAGUGGUGUUACAUGGGAGCCACGAGCGGCUCCCUCUAUCACCCGCGCAGCUGCAUUCUGAACCAACUGGAGCCUCCGGGUGCUCUUCAAGGGGAGCCCCAUGUAGAGAGCAUUGCAGUAAUCCAAGCGAGAUCAGGAGUCACAGGGUCAAAUCCAUCCCAAACAGUCUCAACAAGACGAGUCUCCGACCUCUCACCUGGAUCUACCCAAUUUUGAUCCAACCCAUCCCGAAGCUGAACGAUUUUAUCAUAUAGAUAACCACUAAAAUCCUUGGCACGCCCUUGUAAGGGGUCCUCCCGCACCUCAUGUUGAAGGAGAGAGCGGGUCACCUGAAACAGGGUGGCCGGGCGGUUAUCUGCCGAUGCAAUGAGGGAGGAAACGUAAAAACGCUUCGCUUCCCUCAAUGCCACUAGGUAGGUCCUACUAUAUGACCUAACUAGUGUCCGGUCAGCUUCCGAACGGCUGGAUCUCCAGGCACUCUCUAGGCGUCUUCUCCGGCGUUUCAUCUCCCUCAGCUCCUCAGAAAACCAAGGAGCUGGUUGAGACCUGCGCCGGGUCAGAGGCCGCAAAGGCACGACACGGUCUAGAGCCCCAGCCGCGGCCUGUUCCCAAGCCGCGACUAGUAUGAAAAGGAUGAGAUUUGCUCUAAGAAGCAACAUAAGGAAUAACUUCUAGCCCUGUAUCUGUAGACCAACAUUCCAUCCUGCUUCUUGGUUAAACAAACCUGGCCAGAAAUGAGCAAAGAAAAGGGUUGCAGCCAGCCUGUUGAAGUGCCUUUCUGCACUGUUUCCUGUCCUCUUUGCUCUCUUGUUGCUGCUGAGUCAGUAAGGAAGUCUGUCAGG
This is a messenger RNA of Ahaetulla prasina, 5302 nucleotides long. It is a transcript of the gene SLC39A11, whose product is annotated as solute carrier family 39 member 11. NCBI's taxonomy places the organism in Eukaryota, Metazoa, Chordata, Lepidosauria, Squamata, Colubridae. Gene Ontology annotation, molecular function: zinc ion transmembrane transporter activity. The record is from RefSeq and is a predicted model, not a curated record. Gene Ontology annotation, cellular component: membrane. Gene Ontology annotation, biological process: zinc ion transmembrane transport. The transcript is spliced from 11 exons. The coding region runs from base 97 to 1116 and encodes 339 amino acids.